This is a messenger RNA of Arachis ipaensis, 1340 nucleotides long. The record is from RefSeq and is a predicted model, not a curated record. Lineage: Eukaryota; Viridiplantae; Streptophyta; Magnoliopsida; Fabales; Fabaceae.
UAUAACCAUCCUUGAAAAGAGAGUUUCUCCCCUAGUGAAAAUCCAAAUUGAAAAAAAGAUUCAUUCCCAUCAUUUACGUUGUCCUUCCAUUAUCAAUUUCUUCUUCAUCAUCAUCUUUACUUCCUCCUCCUCCUAUUUAGUUCGUUUCUCUGUUCUCUAAUACUAUUUUUCGAUCUCUUUUUCUUUUUCAUUCUUUUUGUUCCUAAUCUAACUUGAAGGUGGAGAUUAUAGAGUUUCAAGGCAGUUGAUGUCACUGUACCUUAUGGCUCCAACCUUAAGGGGAGUCGUCGCGGUGGAAGGGACAACAGCAGUGGUGGUAGGAAUUACCAAGGUGGAUGCGGUGGCGACGACGGCUAUGGUGGUGGAGGAGUCUAAGGCAGCAUGGGUCCCAGUGGUCGCGGUGGAGUUCGUCGUGGUGGUGGAUAAGGUGGAGGAUGUGAUGACGGUCGUGCAUGCUACAGCCGUGGUAGAAUGGGUCAAGGAUUGCAACCAGGGAGGAGGCGGAUGCAGAGGCAGGUUUGGCGGCGUUUGUGCCGGCGGAAGCUGCUAGCCUGCUACAACUAUAGGCAUUUCUGGGCAUUUUGCAACAGACUUCCCAACAAGCUCUAUGAGAAAAUGAAACAGGUAGCAGCACCAGAUUACUCUCAAGGGACGCGCUCCCACCUAGGGAGGCGUCUAUCUCCUUGGAUGCAGAAAAUCCAGAACCGUAAAAAUUGUUGCCAGAAUUCUAAUUGCCCUUCGCCGAAAGAAUAAUUUAGGAACUAAGAUAAAAGAAGAUCUUUCUGCAGCUACUGUGCAAGUGAAUCUGAUCAGAAUAAAUUGAAAGGAGUUAAGUUGACCUACUGACAGCAAGUAGCAACUAUACGCCUGGUUUAUCCUACACCACCCGCUCUACCUUUUUUACUUUGUGCUUUGGCAUCGUCAGGUAAUGUUCUAUUUGUUGUAUUGCUGUUGGAUUCCUUUAUAAUGUUUGUUGCAUGGCUCUCAUAUAAGGAUAGAUCUCAUACAAGGAUAGAUCUCAAAUGUUAUUAGUGGUUUCAACAUAGGAAAGCUAGGGUGUCAGCAUUUGCUCUAUGUCCUUCUGGAGGUCCUUGCACCAUUUUCUCCAACUGUAACACAAUUUAGCAUCCAUAGCUUUAGAAAUAAUUAACCAAUGACUAAAGCACAACAUAGUUUUAGCUUCAUAGUGAUCACCAAGUCCUGCUGCUGUUGAUCAUUACAAGUCAAAAGGAAUAUAACCAAGUCUCUCCCUAUAUAUAUAUAUAUAUAGAAAUAUAGAAAAUUUUCAUUUGUGCUGUUUUAUUGCUUCCCCAACCUUCAUUUUCGUUUUAUCCAAUCAA